This is a messenger RNA of Zootermopsis nevadensis, 3118 nucleotides long. It is a transcript of the gene Saf-B, whose product is annotated as Scaffold attachment factor B. Gene Ontology annotation, biological process: regulation of mRNA processing; regulation of transcription by RNA polymerase II. The record is from RefSeq and is a predicted model, not a curated record. NCBI's taxonomy places the organism in Eukaryota, Metazoa, Arthropoda, Insecta, Blattodea, Termopsidae. Gene Ontology annotation, cellular component: nucleus. Gene Ontology annotation, molecular function: sequence-specific DNA binding; RNA binding.
UACAGCAAACGUGUAUUGAAAAGUAAAAUGGCGUCAGAUAGUGAAAGGCGUAAAUUAGUUGACUUGCGUGUUGUUGAUUUACGUGCAGAACUGGAGAGGCGCAAUUUAGAUAAAACUGGCGUAAAAGCUGUUUUAAUAGAAAGAUUACAGAAGGCUCUUCGUGGAGAAGGACAUGACUCCGAAGAAUAUUUUUUUGAGUCAUCAGAAAAGAAGAUAUCUAAACGUUCGUCGAUUACAAAGCGCAGUGAACAGGAUGCAGAGUCUGAGACGCAGAGCAUUGCAGAGGAGAAUCACAAUGCAGACGUGGAUGAGGAGCAUGAUGCGGAUAUGGACGAGGAUGUGAAGAAAGAGGAGGCAGACAAUGAAGAUGGAGUGCCCGCCCAAGUGACAGACAAUAAAACAGUUGUGUCGAUGCCUGAACCUGUAACAGAUGGUGUGGAAGUGAAAGUGAAGGACGAGGCGCGAUCGCAGGCAGAGGAAGUGGGCAUAGAUGUCGACAAGAAUGUGCCUGAAGCAAAUGGUGUGGAUAAUGAGGACUCCAUCAACCUCACAAUAGGCGAGGAUGAAGAAAAGUUGCUAGCGGAGGAGGAGGACAGCAGCAGCCAGGAGAAGGAAACCAAAGCUAAUGACUUCUGUGGCGGCGACGGAGUGGAGUCACUUCCUGUCCAAGCAGCAACAGCGGCGACGGUAGCAGACACUGAUGAACGCCGUCGUAAUGCUUCCUUGAUUGUCCCUGUAGAUGAGGAUAGUGCGGUGGCAGGCUUGACUCAGCAAGAGGCAGGAGGGGAUGCAAGCAAGAAGGAUUCGCUGGGCCAAGAGGAAAACAAACGAACAUCGGAGGAAGAGUCGCUAAGCAAGAGCCAAGAGGAACACAGUGAUGAUAAAUCCGGCGGAGGAAGCAAGAGUUCUGUUGCUGCUGCUGACUCAAAGGCAACAAAAGAUGAGAAGGUGGAGAAAAAGAGCAAGUUGUCCGUGGGAGGAACCACGAGUGGCAGCAGCCGCAACCUUUGGGUUAGUGGAUUGUCAUCAUCCACACGUGCCACAGAUCUGAAGCAGGUGUUCUCCAAGUAUGGCAAGGUGAUAGGUGCCAAAGUGGUGACAAACGCUCGCACGCCUGGUGCCAGAUGCUAUGGCUAUGUCACGAUGGCAACAAGUGACGAUGCUUCCAAAUGCAUUCAGCAUCUACAUAGGACAGAACUGCAUGGGCGAAUGAUAUCUGUUGAACGGGCAAAGGGGGAUGCCACAGGGCCACCCAGGAAGAAUGAGAGCAAAGUGAGCGGCAGCUCCGUGAAGAGAGCCGAGGAGAAGAAGCGGCACGAACGACGACUGAGCGCGAGUGUCAGUGCGAAGCAGGAAGCAUCCGACAAAGAGGAGAAGAGAGAUCGGGAGGCUGACCUAGAAGUGUUAGAGGUGAAGGACGAAGCCGCAAAAGAUGGAACACCCAGCAAGAUGGAUGGAGAUCAGGCAGUGUCAGGUGAGGACAAAGACAUGCCUGGAAAGAUGACGGAUGGUUUAAGGAAGGAAGGCGGGAAGCACCAAAGUCGUGAGGUGUCGCGUGAGAGAAGGGAUCGUCACCGCAGUGCAGGGAGUAGCCACUACUCGCAUCAUAGUCGCAGCCCAAACAGUCAGCGCUGUGGGUCUCGCCACCUCAUGUCCCCCAGCAGGAAGCUUGGCGUGCUUACGUUUGCACAGAUUCGAGAAGAACGAGAGCGUCAGCGACAGAGAGAGCAUGAACGCGAGUUGCGGGAGGAGGAUAGACGGCGGCGUAAUGAGGUGUUGAGGCAGAGGGAGAUAGAGAAGAUGCAUAGAGAGGAGGCCAUGAGGCUGGAGCGUGAGAAGGAGAAACUGCGCAUUGAACGGGAACGUAUAGAGCGGGAGCGGAACGAGCUGAUGCGAAUGGAGAGGGAGCGUCAGAGACUGGAGCGUGAGAGGCUGGAACGUGAACGAGAGGAGCUGAAGCGUCAGCAGAUGAGAUUUGAAGAGUCACGCCGUACAACUAAACGACCGUCCAGCGACCGCCGGGAUUCUUACCCAGAUGAGAGGAAACGGGUGGCAACUGAGCGUCGCUAUGAUGGUCCUGGGCGCUUUGAUGAGGGAGCAAGGUUUGAGCGUGGCCCAAGUUUCCGAGUUCGUGACGAGCGUCGCAGUGACAGUGAUCACCGUAGCAAGGUGGAUGUUCGUCACUCUAGAGACAGAUACCCAGAUUCAUCGAAAGGGGAGAGUCGUUACACAGAUCGUUCAGGAGACACGUGGCAUACGGGAGGAGGCCCCCCACCAGCAAAACCAUUCAGCUCUAUGGGCAGUGGAGGAGUGCCUCCUAGAGACUCCUGGGGUCCAUCCAGUGACCGGAAGGGUGACAGCAGCCAAAACUGGGGAAGGCCCAUUGAUGCAGGGACCUCGGAGAGGUGGGUGACAAGCAGUGGAGGCCCAAUGGGAGUAGUGGGGCGUGGUGGUCCAAGCAUGGGCGGGCCAGGUUCAGUGUACAGCAGCCCGCAGAACGUGACAUCAAACAUGUCUGGCAUGAACAUGGGCAUGUCCAGCAGUGGUGGACCAUAUGGUGGUGAUCGCUUUGAUGCAUACAAGCAGUCGAUGGGACCCAUACGCAAGUACUAAGCAUUGUCUUAUGACAGGCCUGUGCAGUGCCAUGAUGACCAUGUGCGUUAAUAGUGAUAUUCAUGAAACCAUGUGAAAGUAGUGUUUGUCAUUAAUUCAUUUGUGAACAGAAGACAGUUCGUUAUGUCCGUGUGCCUGCAGCAUUUUAGGAAGUAAGUGAUGUGUAUGGGAGUUUAUCCAAAUAUGGAAAAUGAUACGUGUUCUGGGGCACGUGAUAAGCUACCCUUUCUUGCAAAACAAUAUAGACAUGAUUGUGUGCUAAAGGGACAGCAUUUUCAGGAAUAUUGUUAUAUGAAGCAGUGUAUAAGCGCCUGUUUGAAUAAUGGGGGUGCUGAAGUUGUUGGUUUCCAUUUAUUUCCAACAUUCAUUCCCAUGGGAUAUUUUUCUUUUCCAGAAUUAAUUCCCAUGGGAUAUCUUCUGUGUAAUUUUAGAAACUCUGAACUGAAUGUGUUGCACUGUUUCAAUGUAUGUGACUUAUUGUAAUAAAAUCUCACUUUAGAAUCAG